Messenger RNA from Penicillium angulare, 1809 nucleotides. RefSeq names its product inorganic phosphate transporter. Gene Ontology annotation, cellular component: membrane. The record is from RefSeq and is a predicted model, not a curated record. Bases 1 to 1809 code for a protein of 602 amino acids. NCBI's taxonomy places the organism in Eukaryota, Fungi, Ascomycota, Eurotiomycetes, Eurotiales, Aspergillaceae. Gene Ontology annotation, biological process: phosphate ion transmembrane transport. The transcript has 3 exons.
AUGUAUCUUCAUCAAUAUGACUAUGUGUUUGCAAUCGGCACACUGUUUGCCAUGCUUGAUGCAUACAACAACGGUGCAAACGACGUGGCAAAUUCCUGGGCAACCAGUGUCUCAUCUCGAUCUAUUUCUUAUAGACAGGCCAUGGUACUCGGUACAAUCUUCGAAUUCUUAGGCGCUGUUACCGUCGGAUCCCGAACCGCCGAGACCAUCAAGAACGGUAUCAUUCCCAAUGAUGCUUUCAGAGGCGAUGCCGGCGUCCAAAUGAUGGCCUUCACCUGUGCUCUGGCUGCUGCCUCUUCCUGGGUCAUGUGGUGUACUCGACACUCGGCUCACGUCUCUUCGACCUACUCUCUUAUCUCGGCCGUUGCCGGUGUUGGUGUUGCAACUGUUGGGGCCUCUCAGGUUCAAUGGGGCUGGCACGAUGGAAAGGGACUGGGCGCUAUCUUUGCAGGUCUAGGAAUGGCACCUAUCAUCUCGGCAGGCUUUGCAGCAAUCAUCUUCAUGUUGAUCAAGGUCAUCGUGCAUAUGCGCCGCAACCCAGUACCAUGGGCUGUUUACAGCUCGCCCUUUUGGUUCUUGCUCGCUGCCACUCUUUGCACACUUUCUAUUGUCUACAAGGGCUCCCCCAACUUGGGCCUGAGCAAGAAGCCUGGCUGGUACAUUGCUGCGGUGACAAUGGGAUGUGGCGGAGGUGUUUGCCUUCUGUCUGCUAUAUUCUUUGUUCCCUUCGUGCAUGCAAAGGUCAUCAAGAAGGAUCACUCGGUUCAAUGGUGGAUGUUCAUUCUGGGACCAACACUCCUAAGCCGUCCCGCCCCCACUGAUGGCGAGGUGGCCAAGGUCCCUAAUUAUGCUGUUGUCCAAGAGGAGUACGAAGAUGAGGCCUCGACUCAUGGCCGUGGGUCGGUCGACAAGGAUGCCCUUGAAAAGGAUGGCCAGGCAUCCAGCUCCCAGAAUGGAGAUCAUGAAAAGAACAUGGUUGCAGUUGAAGCACACCAACUCACAUACAAGGAGAUCGUCGCUCAGUCAGAGGCUAAGCACCGCAAUAAGCUUCUACAGAGUCGUAGCCCCCUGGGAUGGGCAAUGCGUUUCCUCCGUGACAACCCCAUGGGACCUGGUGAACUCUACGAGAUCCGCAACAUGUGGAUCAUGCUCAAGCGUAUCCCUCCUACCAUUGUCUGUGGUCUUCUUUACGGCGCCCACUACGACAUCCACACCGCUCAAAGUGGUGUCGCCGGGACACCCGAAGGCGAGCGCAUGAAGCGCGUGUAUGCUGCCGCAGAGAAAUACCCUAACGAAGUCGAGCACACUUACUCCUUUGUCCAAGUUUUGACAGCUUGUACUGCCUCCUUCGCCCACGGUGCGAACGAUAUUGGAAAUUCUGUUGGUCCCUGGGCUGCCAUCUACUCUGCAUGGUCAACCGGUGACCCUGCCGCAGCCAAAGCUCCCGUUCCCGUCUGGCAACUUGCUGUUCUGGCCCUUUGUAUCUCUACUGGUCUAGUAACCUACGGUUACAACAUCAUGAAAGUUAUGGGUAACAAGAUCACCUACCACUCCCCCAGCCGUGGUUCUUCCAUGGAGAUGGGCGCUGCACUUACAGUUCUUAUAUUCUCACAAUACUCUCUCCCUGUCUCAACCUCCAUGUGUAUCACUGGUGCCACCGUUGGUGUUGGUCUAUGCAAUGGUACCCUCAAGGCUGUCAACUUCCAGCGAGUUGGUCUGUUGCUCCUUGCAUGGAUCAUGACAAUUCCCAUUGCUGGUACCCUCGGUGGAUGUCUCAUGGGUCUUUUCAUUAACGCACCUCACUUCUAG